Molecule: messenger RNA, 1347 nt
Organism: Opisthorchis viverrini
Lineage: Eukaryota; Metazoa; Platyhelminthes; Trematoda; Opisthorchiida; Opisthorchiidae
Exons: 4
Coding region: 465-1259 (264 amino acids)
Source: RefSeq, a predicted model, not a curated record
GGUUCUGUGAAAUGCCCAUGAACAGCCAGGAAAAUGGCGAAAGAUUACUAUUUGACGCAGAUUUACAUGCCCUUCUACGCAGCAUGUGUGGCAACGGCGAUCGGAUUUCUGUUCUUCUUUAUGUCAUUCUCUAGCCCUUAUUGGCUGCAGUCAUACGAUCGAGUGCAUAGUAACUUCCUACAUAUGGGAAUUUGGUCUGUAUGUUUUGAUAGAUUUGUACAUCCUAAGGUUUGUCACCUCAUUGCGAUUCAACGUUCCAGGACUAUCAUGCUAAUGUACUUACUGGGUGCUACUGGCUAUUCGAUCCGUUUUUCUUCAAAAUUGGAAUUUGGCAGUGGUUGGAUCCAGGGUGGUUGAUUGCUGUUCAGGUCUUGAUCACGGUCGCAUUCAUCACACAGUGUUGCGUACUACUAAUACUCAUCCUAUACUACUUAUUUUUCGGGAACCGGGCAGCAGAAUCGACAAUGGCCAUGUCCGGACAGCUGUUCAUCGCAGUUUUGUUGACACUGGCUGUGAUCACAUUCGCCAUCGAAUCGCAAGAUAGGUCAUGGAUGCCAAGACCGGAUCAAUAUUUUCUUUCGUGGUCGUUUGGAUUCGCCAUACUCGCAGCUCUGUCAUCUUACAUUGCUGCCGGGUUCCUCUACUGCUUGAGCUACACGGACAGAGCUUCUGAAGAGGAGGUGGAGCGUUUCGAGGCCAUAAUGCACCAGUACGGACAACCAAGUGUAUUAUCUGGACGUGGGGGUGCGAGCGCUUAUGGCUGGAGCCUGUACGGAGGAACGCAGAGCGUUGGAGGGGUCGUUGUCAAGGUUCCGUCGACAGGAACUAAACCGGAACAAGUUAUCACACUGGAUUCAGAUCUCCGACGCAUGGAUGGUGAAGGUAGCGCUAGUUUGUUCACACCAAGUUUGUUGCACCCACGGUCUGGGUUUGGUGCGCCCUUACCCACAGUUGAUGAGCAGGCAGAUGAUGCUAGGCAUCCCCUAGUUGCCUCGCCGCCUGAAUCCCAAAUUCCAUCGACAUACGGCAGUGACAACAGUCAACAGCCGCUAUAUACCAAUCAGCGAUACCCCAGGGCUCGUGAACCAUCGAACGGCCAAAGGUCUGAUGAACACCAUUCAUAUUCACCCUUGGAGGAAGAUGAGAUGAGCCAAAGCAAUAGGGGGUCGGAUCUGAACUAUGCUCGAGGUAGUCGCGCGCUACAAUCCAUGAAUGAUCGCCGGACAUAUGGAACCGAUGCCAGAAAUCAAUUAUACUAAACUUUCCUAAUGUUUUACCGCUGUAUCUUGAAGCUAAUUGCCGAAUUAUAUUUUGCACAACCGCAGUCAUUGUAUGAAAAGCCAUAAA